UCUCCCUCCUCCAGCUCGAAUGCCGUCAGUUCACCCCAGAAUGUGACCCGUUGAAGUGAGUUGUCAUCUAGAUCUCGACAACCGGUCUCCUUUUCUACCAUUCUAUCUCCUCGUCCGCCUUGAUACCGCGUCCAGUCCUAUAUCGCAACCUAGAACCACCACUCGCGUCCCCCGACAGGCGCUCCCCUGCUAUCCUAAUGGCCCUCAGGAGUCUGGUCUGAGAGGGCCGUCUGAAGCAACACGAUACAAGGUUCCCGAGACGCACAAGCAUCUGUGAACGAUGGCCGCCCAAUCAACGCUCCGACACCGCGAGGACCCUCUCGCCGUCCUGUACAAAUACUACACCGGUCUUUUUCGCUCCCGGAUCGGCCGUUCGUCCAAAGCAACCAAACUCAUCGCCACCGUCGCGCUGAUUCUAUCGAUCCUGGGUUCUGGCUACGGGGGCUACAAAUGGGUUCGGGAAAGAGCCAAAGAACGUGCGCAGGGGCGACGAUUGCUGCGUCGGAAUUCCGGCAUUCGAGGCAAGGAUGGAACCCGCACCAUCUACGUGCCCUACAAGGACUCCAUGACCUCCAAGGUCAAGAUCUAUCCGACCAAACUCAUGACGUUCGAUGCACACCGGCGGUUGUUUUUGAAUCCCCCUGCCGCCGCCCGUCAGGGCGAUGCGGAGUCGAUGAAUCAGAUCCCGCCGCCAACUACAAAGCCGGGCCUGAACCUGGCGUUCCUUCAUCAGUUCCUUAGUCUCGGGAGCAUUAUGGUCCCGCGAUGGAGCAGUAAAGAGACCGGACUGCUGAUGGGGCAUGGCGUUUUCUUGCUGCUGCGCACAUAUCUGUCCCUGUUGAUUGCGCGCCUCGAUGGAGAGAUCGUGAGAGACCUCGUCGAGGGGAAAGGGCGGGCUUUUGCCUGGGGUCUCCUCAAAUGGUGCGGCAUCGGCACCCUUGCAUCCUACACCAAUGCCAUGAUCAAAUUCCUGCAGUCGAAGGUGUCGAUCGCGUUCCGGACUCGGUUGACCAGGUAUAUCCAUGAUCUCUACCUCACGGCUGAUAACAACUACUACAAGUUGAUGAACCUGGACGGUGGCAUCGGCCAAGGCCCGGACCAGUAUAUUACGCAAGACCUGACUCUUUUCUGUUCUGCGGCUGCCGCCCUCUAUUCGUCCAUGGGGAAGCCCAUGGUGGACCUGUUUGUCUUCAACUACCAGCUGUAUCGUUCUCUCGGGCCUUUGGCUCUGACUGGUAUCCUUACCGGCUACUUCAGCACUGCGGCGGUCCUGAGGAAGCUCUCCCCACCAUUCGGGAAGCUGAAGGCUGUUGAGGGCAAGAAGGAGGGCGACUUCCGCAGCCUACAUUCCAGGCUACUGGCCAACGCUGAAGAGAUCUCGUUCUAUGGUGGCGCGGACAUCGAACGGGUCUUCCUGGCGAGAAGCUUCAAGGAUCUCCAGCGAUGGAUGGAGGGUAUAUACAGCCUCAAGAUCCGCUACAACAUGCUUGAGGAUGUUAUCUUGAAAUAUGCGUGGUCCGCCUUUGGAUACCUCAUCACAUCGCUGCCGGUAUUCCUCCCUGCCUGGGGUGGCGUGGGCGGUGCUUCGGAGCUGGUUGACUUGCCAGAAGGCACUGGUCGAGAACGGGACCGCAUGAAGGACUUCAUCACGAACAAGCGUCUGAUGCUGUCACUGGCAGACGCGGGUGGCCGCAUGAUGUACAGCAUCAAGGAUAUCUCGGAACUGGCCGGCCACACGUCACGAGUCUACAGUCUGAUAUCCACGCUGCACAGAGUCCACGCGAAUGCAUACUACCCUCCACGCGGCUCUCACGCGGAACUGUACUCUCUCGCGGAUGUCCAGGGCACAAUCCAUAACGGUUUCGACGGGGUUCGCCUUGAACAAGUCCCCGUUGUCGCACCAUCCCUCUACCCCCGUGCUGGCGAUGAGCUCCUCGAGUCGUUGUCCUUCGUUGUACACUCCGGCGACCACCUGCUCAUAUCCGGACCCAACGGCGUCGGCAAGUCUGCCAUUGCGCGGGUCGCCGCCGGGUUGUGGCCGGUAUACCGCGGGCUGGUCAGCCGCCCCCGAGGAUUCGGGGUCGAUGGCAUCAUGUUCCUUCCCCAGCGACCCUACCUCAGCGUGGGCACCCUCCGCGACCAAGUCAUCUACCCGCACACGGAGAUCGACAUGCGGGAAGCCGGCGUCAGCGACGCCGCCCUGCAAAAGGUCCUCGACGACGCCCAUCUAGGCUACCUCCCCAGCCGCGAAGGCGGGUGGGACUCUCGCAAGGAAUGGAAAGACGUUCUCAGCGGCGGCGAAAAACAGCGCAUGGCCAUGGCCCGCAUCUACUACCACGAACCCCGCUAUGCGUUCCUCGACGAGGGCACUUCCGCGGUGUCUUCGGAUGUGGAAGGCCUGCUGUACGAGCGCGCCAAGGAGCGCGAAAUCACCCUGAUCACGAUUUCCACGCGCGCUUCGCUGAAGAAAUACCAUACGUACAACCUCAGCAUUGGCCUUGGAGAGGCUGGUGAACACUGGGAGUUCGAGCGGAUCGGCACCGCGAAGGAGAAGCUGGGCGUCGAGAAGGAGCUGCAGGAGAUCCGCAAGCGAUUGGACAAGGUCGAGGAGUGGAAGCAGCGACGCGAGGAGAUCGAGCAUGAGCUCCAUAAGGUCUGGGUCGAAGAGGGAGGGGAACUUUCUCCGCCGCCUUACGAGGACGGCCAGGCCCAGCAGUAGGGUUUCCGUUGCUCACUCACUGUAGACAGUUAGACAAAUUGGCCAUACAUUGAUGAUUUCACUGACACCCAUUAUGCUACCUGAUGCAAUCUACA
Molecule: messenger RNA, 2814 nt
Organism: Aspergillus heteromorphus CBS 117.55
Lineage: Eukaryota; Fungi; Ascomycota; Eurotiomycetes; Eurotiales; Aspergillaceae
Gene: pxa1
Product: putative peroxisomal ABC transporter (PXA1)
Exons: 1
Coding region: 281-2719 (812 amino acids)
Biological process (GO): very long-chain fatty acid catabolic process; fatty acid beta-oxidation; long-chain fatty acid import into peroxisome
Cellular component (GO): peroxisomal membrane
Molecular function (GO): ATP binding; ABC-type transporter activity; ATP hydrolysis activity
Source: RefSeq, a predicted model, not a curated record